Molecule: messenger RNA, 2014 nt
Organism: Manis javanica (Malayan pangolin)
Lineage: Eukaryota; Metazoa; Chordata; Mammalia; Pholidota; Manidae
Gene: VEGFD
Product: vascular endothelial growth factor D
Biological process (GO): vascular endothelial growth factor signaling pathway; response to hypoxia; positive regulation of angiogenesis
Cellular component (GO): membrane
Molecular function (GO): chemoattractant activity; vascular endothelial growth factor receptor binding; growth factor activity
Source: RefSeq, a predicted model, not a curated record
CACAUACUUCAGCAAGCUUCCAUGGGGGUUGUGAAAAAAGUUUGAUCCAGAAUUGGGUUCCAGCCUCCUGUAGCUGCAAACCUUGGUGGCCACACCACCUCCUUACAAAGCAGCCAGAACCUGGGGCAGAGGGUGGAGAGAUUUUUAAAAAUUUGCUGGACAUGAAAUGGAUUUAGAGCUCUUUCUUAUUUCUAGUGGAAGACAUGUCCACCUCCUGAUUAUUUUUGGAGCAUGAGAGCAUCUAAAAGGUUUUUCAUCUCUCUCUUCCCCCAAAAGAUCGUGCAAAAACGUACCUUGACUAAUUGAACUCAUUUCAUUGGAUUUUGAUCACAACCCAAUACUUGUUUUUCCAUGUGAAGUCUUGGGGUUUCAAGCGUUCCUUCUGGAGAAUGCCUUUUGAAACAGUUUCCUCUAGCUGCCUGAUGUCAACUGUUUGGUAAUCAGUGGAUAUUAAAAUACUCAAAAUGUACAGACAGUGGGCAGUGGUGAAUAUUUUCACAGUGUCUUAUCUGCAGUUGGUGCAGGGCUCCAGUUAUGAACAUGGACCAGUGAAGCGGGCCUCUCUGUCAAUGUUAGAGCGAUCUGAGCAGCAGAUUAGGGCGGCUUCUGGUUUGGAGGAACUGCUGCGAGUCACACACUUUGACAACUGGAAGCUAUGGAAAUGCCGACUGAAGUUCAAAGGUUUUACCAGCACAGACUCUCGCUCAGCCUCCCAUCGGUCCACCAGGUUUGCGGCAACUUUCUAUGACAUUGAAACACUGAAAGUUAUAGAUGAGGAAUGGCAAAGAACCCAGUGCAGCCCCAGAGAGACGUGCGUGGAGGUGGCCAGCGAGCUGGGGAGGAGCACCGACACGUUCUUCAAGCCUCCCUGUGUGAACGUGUUCCGGUGUGGCGGCUGCUGCAACGAGGAGAGCCUCAUCUGUGUGAACACCAGCACCUCGUACGUCUCCAAACAGCUCUUUGAGAUAUCAGUGCCUUUGACAUCAGUACCUGAAUUAGUGCCUAUUAAAGUUGCCAACCACACAGGUUGUAAGUGCUUGCCAACAGCUCCCCGCCAUCCAUACCCCAUUAUCAGAAGAUCCAUCCAGAUCCCGGAAGAAGAUCGCUGUUCCCAUUCCAAGAAACUCUGUCCUGUUGACAUGCUCUGGGAUAACAACAAAUGCAAAUGUGUUUUACAGGAGGAGAAUCCACUCAGUGGAAUGGAAGACCACUCUCAUGUCCAGGAACUGGCUCUCUGCGGGCCGCACAUGAAGUUUGACGAAGACCUUUGUGAGUGCAUCUGUAAGACGCCCUGCCCCGAAGACCUCAUCCAGCACCCAGAAAACUGCAGUUGCAUUGAGUGCCAAGAAAGUCUGGAGAGCUGCUGCCAGAAGCACAAGAUAUUUCACCCAGACACCUGCAGCUGUGAGGACAGAUGUCCCUUUCAGGCCAGGCUAUGUGCAAAUGGGAAACCAGCCUGUGCAAAGCAUUGCCGCUUUCCAAAGGAGAAAAGGGCUGCCCGUGGGCGUCAUGGUCAAGGAAAUCCUUGAUUCAACUUUGUUCUCAAGUCCCCCAUGCCUGUCAUUUUAAACAGCAUGCUUCUCUGCCAAGUUGCUGCGACUGUUUUUUCCCAGGUGUUGGAGGAAAAAAUCUGUUUUAUUUAGUACCACAGUGAAUCCAGAUCAACCUUCCAUUAAGCUGAGGACGCCCUGGCUCACUGACAGAUGUCUUCUAACUGAAGCUGCCUCUGCACCCCAAGGAAUGGAGAGGAUGGAACCGGAGUGAUCCCUUUUCGUUUGCUGAAUGAAAAAGGUGCCAUGUGAUCAAUUCCUCAGAAAGAGGAGGCAAUUUGCAUAGUCUCCUGGUCCUUUGCUAAUUGCAACUGUCUUCUGAGUUAUUCUGACUCUUUCUUAUGCAGAUUUGAUUUGUAUGAUGAGCACUGAUUUUCUGAUUACUGUCCAGCUUGUAGUUUUGAGUUGACUGAACUACUGUGUGUUUCAUAUUUAAAUGUACAUAAAGAAAAUAAACACCAUUA